AUGGAUUCUAGACUGUUUGCCGGUGUGGUUGUCCCGCAGCUUAUGGGCAUCCAUUUUCGAGGGUUCUUCUGCAAUGACGAAUCAAUCCAGUAUGCCUACAAGGAAGAUACAGUCACUCCAACAGUUCUUUUUCUCUAUGUCUUCGUUGUGAUGAUAGUUGCGGUGGUGGCGACAGAAACGUACCGUGCGAGGAUAACUGAAGGCUCACCCCCAAGGUAUAAACUCGGCAGUGCUAACAUUCAUGCAACCAUAGUUCAAGUAAUUAUUUACAUAGGAUAUUCUCAAAUAGGCUUCAUGUGCGUGUUCGUGCUGACAAAUUUGACGAAGCGCUGCGUUGGACGGUUGAGACCCCACUUUCUUGAUGUCUGCAAGCCCUUGAACAUCACAUGCAAUGGACAUGAAUACUAUGACAAAUAUGUGUGCAGUGGUAAUCCAGAUAUGGUAACUGAAGCACGGAAAUCGUUCUUUAGUGGCCAUUCCUCAUUUGCUAUGUAUGCAUCGACGUUUGCAGCGGUAUACUUGCUUGCACGGAUGCCUCGCCACACCUUAGGACGAGCAGUUUUGCCAGUUAUUCAAACUUCACUGUUAGCCAUUGGACUCCUAAUAUCCUACUCACGUAUCAACGAUAACAAACAUCACUGGAGUGACGUGAUCGCCGGGAUUCUCGUUGGUAUGGUUGCUGCAAUAUGCACGUGUGUUAUGUGGGGAAGAAUGUUCACAAAACCAAGUGACGAAGGUGCUACCGAUAUGCCGACUAAACACAGAGUACGCAAGUGGAAGCGCAGUAACAUCUGCAGGUACCGGCCACGAAUAAAAGCGAUACAUCGGCACUGA
This is a messenger RNA of Cooperia oncophora, 834 nucleotides long. The record is from the annotation of a GenBank genome assembly. NCBI's taxonomy places the organism in Eukaryota, Metazoa, Nematoda, Chromadorea, Rhabditida, Trichostrongylidae.